AUGGGUAACAAUACCUCCAAACCCAAAGAUCGAGGCAAGGCGCCGGCGUUCAUCCGCACGGACACGUCCAACUCUGCCAAGUCGUCCAAGCUGAUCCGCUCGCGCAUCUCACUCGGCAAAAAUGACAGCGAUGCGUCCUCCUUCCGCACAGCCAACGAUGGGCCCACGGCACCACACACCCCCAUCGUCUCGCGCAAGAACUCUUUCGCGUUCGAGCCGAUCAAUCAUAGCGUCACGACCGGACCCACUCUCUCGCAGAACGACACCACCACUACCGGGGCGUUGCCCCCGUCGAUGCAGCAGAUGCAGCCCAAAGAGCCGAUCUUGUUGCGGCGUAACACCGACACGGACUUGCCGCGCCCUGUGACCCCUGGCGGCGCAGCGUCACUCAUCACCGGCUCGGCUUCCAUUCACGGAAGAACAGCCGCAGACCUCAUCCAACGCCUCUUGGACGCGGGCUACUCCGGAAAGCGAACCAAAAAUCUCUGCUUAAAGCUCUCUGAGAUCGCCACGAUCUGCGCCAAGGCCCGUGAAAUCUUUCUCAGCCAGCCGCCGUUGCUAGAGUUGACCCCGCCCGUCAAGAUUGUCGGCGAUGUGCACGGCCAGUACAGCGAUUUGAUCCGGAUCUUUACCAAGUGCGGCUUUCCCCCGGCCGCCAACUACCUCUUCCUCGGGGACUAUGUCGACAGGGGCAAGCAGUCCUUGGAAACCAUCUUGUUACUUCUCUGUUACAAGAUCAAGUACCCCGAGAACUUUUUUCUUUUGCGCGGGAACCAUGAGUGUGCGAACGUAACGCGUGUCUACGGGUUCUACGAUGAGUGCAAGAGACGGACAAACAUCAAAACGUGGAAGAUCUUUAUCGACACGUUCAAUACGUUGCCUAUCGCGGCCACUGUCGCCCAGAAGAUAUUUUGUGUGCACGGCGGCCUUUCACCGGUGCUCAACUCUAUGGACGAGAUCCGCAACAUUGCUAGACCGACGGACGUGCCCGACUUUGGCUUGCUCAACGAUUUGUUGUGGUCGGACCCUGCCGAUACUACCAAUGAGUGGGAGGACAACGAGCGCGGGGUUAGCUAUGUGUUUUCGAAGGUGGCGAUCAACAAAUUUUUGUCAAAAUUCAGCUUUGAUUUGGUUUGUCGUGCGCACAUGGUGGUGGAAGACGGGUAUGAGUUUUUUAACGAUCGGUCGUUAGUGACGGUGUUUAGCGCGCCGAACUAUUGCGGCGAAUUUGACAACUGGGGUGCUGUGAUGAGUGUGAGUGACGGGUUGUUGUGCUCGUUUGAGUUGUUAGAUCCGUUGGAUAGCGUGGCGUUAAAGCAGGAGAUGAAGAAGGGGAAGCAUGAAAGGAGGGCCGCAUCGUUUUCAGCGGGAAACCCAUAG
Messenger RNA from Babjeviella inositovora NRRL Y-12698, 1380 nucleotides. RefSeq names its product salt homeostasis regulator (gene PPZ1). Gene Ontology annotation, cellular component: nucleus; cytoplasm. The transcript has 2 exons. NCBI's taxonomy places the organism in Eukaryota, Fungi, Ascomycota, Pichiomycetes, Serinales. The coding region runs from base 1 to 1380 and encodes 459 amino acids. The record is from RefSeq and is a predicted model, not a curated record. Gene Ontology annotation, molecular function: protein serine/threonine phosphatase activity.